Molecule: messenger RNA, 2219 nt
Organism: Corvus hawaiiensis (hawaiian crow)
Lineage: Eukaryota; Metazoa; Chordata; Aves; Passeriformes; Corvidae
Product: pre-B-cell leukemia transcription factor 1-like
Biological process (GO): regulation of transcription by RNA polymerase II; embryonic organ development; animal organ morphogenesis
Cellular component (GO): nucleus
Molecular function (GO): DNA-binding transcription factor activity, RNA polymerase II-specific; RNA polymerase II cis-regulatory region sequence-specific DNA binding
Source: RefSeq, a predicted model, not a curated record
GCCGGGGGGGUGGUUCUGUGGCCGCCGGCUCGGCGCGGGCCCUGUCGCGCUCUGUCGCGAUUUGUCGCGCCCUGUGGCGCUCUGUCGCGCCGGGCCCGCGCCUCCAGGCCCGCCCAUGGAGGCCGCGCCGCGGUUGCUGCCCGGGGUGGCCCUGCCGGGGUCUCUUCCGCCACCUCCUCCCCCCGCCGCCGCCACCACCGGGGAGCCGCCACCCUCAGGGCCACCGUCAGGGCCACCGUCAGGGCCACCAGCGGGGCCACCGCAGCACGACACCGGCGAUGUCCUGCAGCAGAUCAUGGCCAUCACCGACCAGAGCCUGGAUGAGGCCCAGGCCAGGAAGCACGCCCUGAACUGCCACAGGAUGAAGCCGGCCCUGUUCAGCGUCCUCUGUGAAAUCAAGGAAAAAACAGUGCUCAGCAUCCGCAGCCUCCCCGAGGAGGAGCCGCCGGACGCGCAGCUCAUGCGCCUGGACAACAUGCUGCUGGCUGAGGGCGUGGCGGGCCCCGAGCGGAGAGCGGCCCGAGGAGGCGGCGACAGAGCGGGAAGAGUGGCAUCAGGUGGCUGUCCCAAUGACAAUAGCAUUGAGCACUCUGACUACAGGGCCAAGCUGUCCCAGAUCCGACAGAUUUACCACUCUGAGCUAGAGAAAUAUGAACAGGCCUGCAGCGAGUUCACCACGCACGUGAUGAACCUGCUGCGCGAGCAGAGCCGCACGCGGCCCAUCUCGCCCAAGGAGAUCGAGCGCAUGGUCGCCAUCAUCCACGGCAAGUUCAGCUCCAUCCAGAUGCAGCUCAAGCAGAGCACCUGCGAGGCCGUCAUGAUCCUCAGGUCGCGCUUCCUCGACGCCAGGUGGGCACGGCGCAAUUUCAGCAAACAGGCCACCGAGGUGCUGAAUGAAUAUUUUUAUUCCCACCUGAGCAACCCCUACCCCAGCGAAGAGGCCAAAGAGGAGCUCGCCAAGAAGGGCGGCAUCACCGUGUCCCAGGUUUCCAACUGGUUUGGGAACAAACGGAUCCGCUACAAGAAGAACAUGGGCAAGUUCCAGGAGGAGGCCAACAUUUACGCUGCCAAAACCGCCGUGGACGCCACCAGCGUGGUGGCCCAGAGCAACCAGGGCAAUUCCCCUUCCACGCCAAACUCAGCUUCCUCUGGGUCUUUUAAGAUGACAAAUUCAGGGGAUUCCUUCCUCAACCUGCAGUCCUUGACUUCCUACCAGAGCUCUCCCAGUGUGCAGCCACAGAUGGAUUCCCUGCACCACGUCCUGCACCAGACGGGGAGGUUCGACCCCCUCGUGGGGACCCCUUUGUACUCCACGCAGCGCCUCGAUGCCAAUGGUAGCUGGCAGGACGCCGCCACCCCCUCAUCCAUCACCUCCCCCGCCGGAGACCCGGGGAGCGUCAACUCCGAUGCCUCCAAUUAAAGAUUUUUUAGGACCUUUUCAAUGAGAGGAGAGAGGUCAUUUAGCGUUAAUUAGUCAAUGUUGCUCUUGGGCCGAUAGAAUUAUUGACUCACAAUUAAUUAAUUACCUCAGAACAAGCCAAUAGAUUGUGAUGGCAGCGACACCUCUACCUCUCACCGCCGACUUCUUCGCCUCGCCAGGACCUGAAAUUGUUUUAAACCAACUUCAUUUUCCCUCAGCAAAUUCCGUUUUUUUAAGGAAAAACCCUGUGGAUUUUACAUGAAGAACCUGAAGAAGAAGGAAAAAAAAAAGUCUUGGCGUUUGUCUCCAGUUUUACAGCGGAAGAAAAUGGAUUUAUUUUCGUUUCUGUCCGGUUUUUUAUGCUGGGAUUUCUGUUCUAGGUGAAUAGUUCCAGUUAAACCCCCCCCUCCCCCGUAUUGUAAUUGUAUGUCCUCUGUAUUGUAAUUUUGUAUAGAAAAUUCAGCUUUUUCUGAACUAAUUUAGCUAAUUAAUGGGAACAUCGCUUUACCAAACCUCUCACUGGACGUCGCUCGCAGGUCGGACCUUCCACUGGUGUCAUUCCACGGGAUUUCAGAGCGGAAAAUUUCAUGGCUUUACUUUUUCUAAUGAAAAAGUAAAAAAAAUAAAAGGAAAAACCCCAAACUCACCACAAAACAGCCGAACCGCCCAAUUUCCCCACGGGAAUUCGAGGGGGUUUGUGCCAUUUCUGGUGCUGUUCACAGAGUCCGCCCCUUUCAGUUGAGAUUUUAUCAAAGAAAAUAAACUUCCAAAGCCUUUUUUUUUUCCUUUUCUUUCCUAA